ACGUAUUUAAUGCAGACAUCGAGAAGAUGUAUAGGCAAAUUAUGCUCCAUCAGGAGCAUACCCCAUUUCAAAGAAUUCUUUUCAGAGAAUCCCCGGACGAAGAAAUUAAGGAUUACGAACUUAAGACCGUGACGUUUGGAGUAAACUGCGCUCCAUAUUUGGCAAUAAGGACGCUACACCAGCUCGCAGAUGAUGUGAAAACGAGAUUUCCACUGGCAGCAAAGAUUUUGAAGCAGUAUAUGUAUGUCGAUGACGUCCUAGCUGGAGCCCACGAUUGCACAACUGCAAUACAAAUGAGAGAUGAGGUAAUUGAAGCUCUUAACACCGCCAGCUUCCCACUAAGAAAGUGGACUUCGAAUUGUAAGAAGAUUUUGGCAGGACUACCCAAGGCGCACAUAUACAAGGAGAAUUUCCUGGAGCUUGACGACAUGAGUGAGACAAAAAUGUUGGGAAUCCGUUGGAACGCGGUACAUGACAUGUUUCACUUCACAGUACAGCCGAUCCCCCGGAAGCAGGAGUAUACCAAGCGAGAGGUUUUAUCCUGCGUAGCAAAAUUGUUCGAUCCAGCUGGAUGGCUCGGACCAAUUGUAGUGGUGGCAAAGAUCUUCAUGCAGGAGAUCUGGCUAACCAAAAUAGACUGGGAUGACAGUCUACCCCGAAAUUUACUGCUACGUUGGGAGACCUUUCUGGAUAACUAUGAGCAUAUCCAGAAGAUAAAAAUCCCCCGAUGGACCCAUUUUACGCCAUGGGACGAAGUGGAGUUCCAUGGAUUCUGCGAUGCCUCUGAAAAGGCAUAUGCAGCCGCACUAUAUAUUAGGGUACGCGAUCGCGCAUCAAACAAUGCGCCCCACAUAAACUUGUUGGUUGGUAAAACAAAAGUAGCACCAGUAAAAACGGUGUCUCUCCCCCGGUUAGAGCUCUGCGGAGCAUUAUUACUGGCCGAACUAAUUAAUACUUUUAUUCCGCAGUUUGAAGUCACGCAGCCAGUAAUAUACAAAUGGACCGACUCCACGAUCGUACUCUCGUGGCUUAGGAAACCGGCAUGUACAUGGACAACGUUUGUAGCUAACAGAGUCGCAAAAAUUGAUGAGCUGGUUGGAGUGUCAGGGUGGAACCAUGUGGACUCUGCUGAUAAUCCAGCGGAUCUUGGCAGCCGAGGCGUGUCCCCCCAGGAUUUACUCGCAAGCACUCUGUGGUGGUAUGGACCUAAGUGGCUGGAGCAAGAUUCAUCUACUUGGCCCCACCAAGGCAAUAGAAAUCCAUUAGAAACCGACCUGGAGCAAAAACCGGUACGGGCUCAUGCGGCAGGCAUCUCCGAGGAAAUGGACAUUCUGGAGCGAUUUUCAGACUUCUCGCGAGCCAUGAGAGUAAUUGCGCGAGUUUUCCGAUUUUUUAGAAAAACUCAUCCGGUGCAUAAGUUGGCCGCUAGUGACGAGACAGACGAAAUAACCUCCGAUGAAGUAAAGCAGGUAAAAUGUCGUCUCAUCCUUAUUGCACAGAGGCGUCACUACGCAGAUGAAUACAGGGCCAUCAUCGCUUCAACGCCAAUCAACGCGAAAAGUUCACUUCGCGCUCUCAACCCCUUCCUCGACAGGAACGGAGUAAUGAGGGUAGGAGGACGACUGGCGUUAACGAACAUACCUUACAGUGAACGGUAUCCAAUAAUUCUCCCGUACGACUGCCAGUAUUCAAGAUUGCUCGUAAAAUUCACACAUCUGAUUUCCUUGCACGGAGGAAACCAGCUCAUGUUGAGAAUUUUGCGGUCCGAAUACUGGAUAGUGCGAAUGAAAAACGUGAUUAAAAAUUCAGUUCAUAACUGUAAGGUCUGUGUUAUUUACAGAAAGAAGGCGCGGGAGCAGUUGAUGGCAGCGUUACCACCGGAACGGACUGAGGUAUCCAGACCCUUCACCAACACUGGAGUCGACUUCACCGGGCCCUUUGAGAUAAGGAGUUUUACGGGUCGAGCUUGUCGUAUUACCAAGGGCUAUGUCUGCGUUUUCGUCUGUUUUGCGACAAAGGCAAUACACUUGGAGGCCACCAGCGAUUUGUCCACCGCCACAUUUUUAGCAGCUUUUGCGCGUUUUGUGUCUAGACGCGGCUGCCCGCAAAAUAUGUAUUCGGACAAUGGAACCAAUUUUGUAGGGGCGAAUAAGGCAUUGCAACAGGAUUUUAAGCUCUUUGUCACUGCAGCGGCCAACAGCACAACUCAGACAUACGCUCAUCAGGGCAUUACGUGGCAUUUUAUACCUCCAGGAGCACCUCACAUGGGAGGGCUCUGGGAAGCGGGGGUAAAAAGCUUCAAGAUGCAUUUCAGGAAGGUAGCGAACAACAUGCGUUUUACCAUUGAGGAGCUCUCCACGCUUCUGGCAAGAAUCGAAUCUUGUCUUAAUUCACGACCAAUCAGCCCCAUCUCGGAAGACGCGGAAUCAAUGGAACCUUUAACCCCAGGACAUUUUUUGAUUGGCACCCCGCUACUGGCACUCGCUGAACCCGAAAUUAACGAGAACCCGAUGUCUAUUGUCAACCGGUGGCAAAAGAUCAAGGCGAUUCACCAGACAUUCUGCAGAAGGUGGAAAGCAGAAUACCUGAAGGAAUUGCAGAAGAGAGUGAAAUGGCACUCCCCCCAACGAAACCUCGAAGUUGACGAUCUAGUCGUCGUCAAAGAGGAUAACCUUCCCCCAAAUGAAUGGCGACUUGGCAGAGUAAUUAGGGUCUUUUCAGGUCAGGACAGCCGAGUACGAGUCGUAGAAAUACGAACGGCACGCGGAAUUAUAACUCGACCAAUUGUAAAAUUGGUACUUUUGCCAGAUUGACAAAACAAAAUAAUAAUCGUAUCUCUCUUUACAGAACUCAAUAACGCAAAAUGGUACGUGCAACCAAGAGCAACACCCAAGCUAACAAGGGCCAAUACCGCUGCCCAGUGUGCCGCAGCAACCACCGCCUGGCUUUUUGUCGCGAGAUGCGCAGGAUGGAACCGGCCGAGAGACUGCGUGCUGUCCUCGUGCACCGCCACUGCGCCAACUGCCUGUCGCCGCAUCACACGGCGAAGAAUUGCGCAUCGCCCCGAAAAUGUGAGCAUUGCCGAGACCGGCACCAUAGCCUUCUCCACCUGGGCGAGGCGCCCCGAGAUGAGGAAGACGUGCUACUGGGAUUGGUCGAGCCAGAGAUCCGUCAGCGACGACCGUUCCGCCCGUACACCAUCCGGCCAUUAGCCGAAACAAGCGACGAAGGUGAGGUGCUGGAAAUCGACGCCGAUGAAGAAGACCUCCAACAAGCAUUGGGGGAUGAUCCCGAGCUUAGUGCACCGCCGGCAUUCAGACCUGCUCUGUCGGGUGUCCGGUCGGUAGUGCAGCGAGCCCCAGCAACGAGGUCGAAGCGCCGAGGCGCACACCGACGCCAACGGCGAUCCCAGCAACAACCCCACCGCCGUGGUGUGAGAGACGCCCGAGACCGGAUUACGGGCACGGCCCGUAGCGCUCCUAGGCUAUCUGUCCUCACACCCACAGUAGCGGUUAAGGUAAUGACCCGAGGGAGGACGCAAGUAGUGCGCGCCAUCGUCGACCCAGCACAGCCCAGGUCGACAAUAUCGCUUCAGCUGGCACGCCAACUUCGAGUUUUGCCACAGGGCUAUGCAGAUGUGUGCAGGCUCACGCUCAAAGGGUGGCAUGAAAGGCUGGAUAUUUGCGCCGACGUGCAACCACGCCUCUCUCGGGUAACCCCCCCUCGCACGCUGGAUGCCAGGAUUACCAACGAGUUCGACAAUUUUCGGCUGGCCGACCCGGGCUUUUACAAAUCUAGCGCCGUAUCACUAGUCCUAGGAGCCGAAAUAUACGCAAUGAUCCUGCGUCCGGGACUCAUGCCAGCCACCCCCACUCGACCAACGGCACAGAACACAAUGUUCGGGUGGAUGAUCUCGGGAGGCACCAUCUAUUAGUGGACUACCAGAAGCAAUUGGCCUGAAAUCCAAAAAAUGAAUUUUUUAAUGAAUUUAUGAAUUUUUAUUGCAGCGACACUGCAAGGCGGG
This is a messenger RNA of Rhagoletis pomonella (apple maggot), 4024 nucleotides long. RefSeq lists its product as uncharacterized. The record is from RefSeq and is a predicted model, not a curated record. The transcript has 2 exons. Lineage: Eukaryota; Metazoa; Arthropoda; Insecta; Diptera; Tephritidae. Gene Ontology annotation, biological process: DNA integration. Gene Ontology annotation, molecular function: nucleic acid binding. The coding region runs from base 27 to 2813 and encodes 928 amino acids.